Spinacia oleracea (spinach) is the source of this 1816-nucleotide messenger RNA. RefSeq names its product arginine-specific demethylase JMJ20. Gene Ontology annotation, cellular component: cytoplasm; nucleus. Bases 237 to 1736 code for a protein of 499 amino acids. Gene Ontology annotation, biological process: positive regulation of translational termination; protein hydroxylation. The record is from RefSeq and is a predicted model, not a curated record. Lineage: Eukaryota; Viridiplantae; Streptophyta; Magnoliopsida; Caryophyllales; Amaranthaceae. The transcript has 9 exons. Gene Ontology annotation, molecular function: 2-oxoglutarate-dependent dioxygenase activity; sequence-specific DNA binding.
AUUGAUGUUAUUCGAACUAUUCACGAAUUUUCGAUUUCCCUGGAUACGCGAAGAAAAAGAACACACAUGAAAAUAAAAAAAUAGAAAAGGGAGGAAAGAAGAACGGAACGGAAAGAACAAACAAACAAGGGCGGAUGGGCCCCAAACUGGCAAGCUGUAAAAGAAACCGAGUGGACUCGUCAGCGCCACCGAGUUAAGGCGGCGCCUCCGAGUCAAGUAAGCGAUUUUGGAGAAAGAUGGAUGCUAACGAACUGAAAAAAGGUCUUAAAAUCGGAGGGGAGAUAGAGAGAGUGAAUGGGAAGGAACUGAGUUACACCGAGUUCGUGGCAAAGUACCUUGUCAAAAAUCAACCUGUAGUUUUGACAGGUUUAAUGGACGAUUGGCAAGCUUGCGAAGAUUGGGUUAAUGAUCAAGGAAAACCUAAUCUCGUUUUCUUCUCUAAUCACUUUGGAAAAUCACAAGUUCAGGUUGCGGACUGUUAUAAUCAGGAAUUCACUGAUCAAAAAAGGGUAGAAAUGUCGGUUUCUGAGUUCAUUGAAUACUGGUUUACACUAAAUGGAGACAACAAGGAGGCUCAUCACAAUGUUUCAACUGACGGCCGUAGUGAUAAGUCCUUUAUGUAUUUGAAGGACUGGCACUUCGUAAAGGAAUACCCUGAGUACAAGGCAUAUGAAACUCCGGUCUUUUUCAAUGAUGAUUGGUUGAACUUGUACCUUGACGAGUAUCACAUGCAUGAUGAUCCUGAUUACCCGGAGAGGAAUGAAAUUAGUUGCUCUGACUACCGAUUUGUUUACAUGGGACCAAAAGGUACAUGGACUCCUUUGCAUGCCGAUGUUUUCAGGUCAUACAGUUGGUCAGCUAAUGUAUGUGGGACAAAGUUAUGGCUUUUUCUUCCUCCUGCUCAACAUCACCUUGUGUUUGACAGGCAUAUGAAAAGUUCUGUGUAUAAUAUCUUCGAGGAUGUCAGUCAAUCGAAGUUCCCUGGUUUUGAGAAGGCUAUCUGGUUGGAAUGUACCCAACAAAAGAAUGAAAUAAUAUUUGUUCCAAGUGGAUGGUACCAUCAAGUGCAUAAUCUGGAAGAUACAAUAUCUAUCAAUCAUAAUUGGUUCAAUGCUUAUAAUCUUGACUGGGUGUGGAAUUUGCUUGAAGGGGACUACAAUGAGGCUAAGGAGUUGAUAGAAGACGUAAGGGACAUAUGUGAUAAUUUUGAGAGCCUCUGCCAGCGUAAUCUUGCUGCUAAUACAGGCAUGAACUUUGUUGAUUUCUUCACCUUCAUUGUACGCAUUUCUAUUGCCAACUUGCUCCAUCUCUGCAAUCAUCUUGAAGACUGCAAAAAUGAUUCUGCGGCUUUAUGUUCGUGGGCUGAGCAUACUAUAUCAAAUCUAAUGUCUAUUAGGAGAGUUGCUUUAAGAAUGGAAUCUACAAGCUUAGCAGAAGACAAGGGAGUCUUGUUGGAUACCCAAAAGAUCUGGAGGGACCCUUCUUUUAUACAACUAUACUCUGCUCUGAACAGAAUAUUUAAAAAACUUCAUGGAGAAUGCAGUCAUUACUAUGAAGGUGGGGACGCCCUACGGAGUGGUAUCAAACAUGAAGAUCUCUUCACUGCAAUUGGGUCGAUUGUUUCCAAUUCAAGGAGCCUUAUCAACUUAAUUGACUUCAUUCUAAAAGAUUCUACUCUUUUGUUGGAUAAAUUACUGGUUGAUGAGCUCAGAGAAGAAAAGUUAGCUUCUUCAUAAAUUUAUUUACAAUGUUCAGCUUGCAGCGAUAUUGCAAUGGAAAUUAUUUAACAGAAUUUUCAAUGAAGAUAACUUCUAUA